Capsicum annuum is the source of this 1744-nucleotide messenger RNA. Its product is annotated as pectinesterase inhibitor 3-like. Gene Ontology annotation, molecular function: enzyme inhibitor activity. NCBI's taxonomy places the organism in Eukaryota, Viridiplantae, Streptophyta, Magnoliopsida, Solanales, Solanaceae. The coding region runs from base 496 to 1272 and encodes 258 amino acids. The record is from RefSeq and is a predicted model, not a curated record. The transcript has a single exon.
AUAUGAAUUUGCCAUGCCUAUAUUAACAACACUUGGACCAGCAUAAAUAUCAAAUAAAAAUGACCAUCUUUCACUAGCUUUUCACUCGCUCUAUUUUCUUAAGUUUAUGAUCUUCAUUUGGAACCGUGAAGUCCACGAUACACUUCGCUCUAUGUUAUCUUUAAUUUAAUAUAGGCUAGGAAUUUGUCUCGAAAAUAAAUAGUAUGUUAUCCAGAAUUUUUAAGCCAAUGGAUGUGUAAUAUAUUUGUACAUAUAACAAUGGUUCGUAUAGACUUAAUUAUAUAGUAUUAUGUAGAGACUGCCGACAAUGUAGAUGUCCACUGGUAACUUUAAUUUGUUAAACAUUUUAAAGGUUCUCCUAUUUUCUUUCAUGUCAACCUGUUUUCUAUGGUAACUCAACUUUCCUCCCUCCCUCAAUUACUUGUUCAUUUUGUUCCUUUCUAUUCAUUCCUCCCUUCACCAUUUGGUCAAUUAAUUAAAAAUUUCAAAUAAAACAUGGAAUCUCUGUUCCUUUUUUUCCUCUUUCUCUUCACUCUCACUUCAGCUCAAUCCGUAGAUAACGAUAAUCUCAAUAACUCAUCCCCAAUUGUUGCACCAAGCAUGCAACCCACAGCUUCUUCUUCUUCUUCAAAACAAAAUGCAAAUUCACCAACCAGUUAUUUUCCAUACCCUCCUGGAUAUGAAAAUGAAAAUUCAUGGUCACAAUCAGAAUUUUCUUCCAUCUCCAUCGAUUCAAUUUCUUCUAGUGAUCAAUUAGGCGCCUCUGGCCUCGCUUCUUCUCUUACGUCCACUGAUAAGCGGAAAGAUGAGGGUGCAAUUAGUGAUCAUGAUAAGAUAAAGGAGAUAUGCGACAAUACUGACUAUCCUGAUCUUUGCACCGAAACCAUCUUUCCACUUAUGCGUGGAAAUGCCAUCAACGUACAAAAUGUUCUUCAAGUGGCAAUGAAGGCGAGCGAUCAGUUCGCCAAAUUGGCAUUUGCAACUUUUAAAAGAGCUUCAGAAUCCCCUGCUACUCCUCCCAAAACUAAGACAAUGCUUAAAACUUGCCUCGACAGUUGGGAUACUGUGGCCUACAAUUAUAAGCAAGCUAUUCAGGCUCUGCAUAUUCAUGACAGUGGACGUAUGAGCACUAUGCUCAGUGCUGCAAUUACUGACAUUUCUGAUUGUGAAGAUGCCUUUGAAGAUGUCGUUUCUCCCAUGAAUGCGUAUGGUGAAAGAAUGACUAAAAUGACUAGCAAUUGCCUGGCCAUUGUUUCACAACUCGAUAAUUAGAUUACAGAAUUUCUUAUUGAGUUGAUGCUCCAAAGCACACCUAAACCAAUCACACCUUUUUGCGGGUUUCAUAUCUCAAAUUUCUAUUAAUAUUUUUACCUUACCUAAUCUCUCACCCCCUUUGUAUUAUUCUUUGUAUUAAAGCACGCUCGAUGAUGAGUUGACCUAAUAUUUGUUCUCAAGUGACAACACACACGUGUAGGCCAACUUAGCAUCAAGCGAGGUGUGUAAUAAUACAAAGAAAGUGAUAAGUUAGAUAGGCAAUUAAUGAAACAAUGAAUAUAGUUGAGACAUAAAACUCGUGAAAAAAUGAUAGUUUGAGUAUAUUGUUUAUCAUUAAUUUUUUCUUUAUUUACUGAUACUAAUUAGAUAUUAGUCUACAUGGAUGAGUAGGAUUACUACACGAGUGGUCCUUAAUCACCUCUCCCAAGUUUUCUUUUAACUUUUAUUAUCAUUCUGUCCUCUUUUGAUA